This is a messenger RNA of Arabidopsis arenosa, 940 nucleotides long. Lineage: Eukaryota; Viridiplantae; Streptophyta; Magnoliopsida; Brassicales; Brassicaceae. The record is from the annotation of a GenBank genome assembly.
ACAGCCACUUUCUACUUUCACCCAUUUAAAAAAAAAAAAUUCUAUAUUUUUAUAAAACUGAUCAAUCUCAAUAAUGGCGAAGAAUCUCUCUUCUGAUUUUCAGACAUUUACGAUGGAUGAUGAUCCAAUAACACAACUAGCAGAACUGAGCAACACUCUUCAUCAGUUCCAAACAUUUCCUCCUCCUUUCUCUUCUUGUCUCGAUUCUCUUUUCUUUCAUAAUCAAUUCCCUGAUCAUUUUCCCGGAAAACCUCUCGAGAAUAAUUUUCACCAAGGGAUAUUCUUCCCUUCUAAUAUCCAAAACAACGACGAGUCUUCUUCAAGAGUCGAUACCAAGAAGAGAAAAUCAUUAAUGGAAGGUGUUUCUACGUCGGAGAACAGUGUCUCUGAUCAAACCCUCUCAAGCUCUUCUGCUCAAGUUUCCCUAAAUGGAAAUUGUUUGACCAAAAAUAAUUCUUCAAGGAGAGGGAAGAGGUCGAAAAAUAGGGAAGAAGAGAAAGAUAGAGAAGUUGUUCAUGUUAGAGCCAGAAGAGGCCAAGCCACUGAUAGCCACAGCAUAGCAGAGCGGGUUCGGCGAGGGAAAAUAAAUGAGAGAUUGAAAUGCUUGCAAGAUAUAGUCCCCGGAUGUUAUAAGACAAUGGGAAUGGCUACUAUGCUGGAUGAGAUAAUUAAUUACGUCCAGUCCUUACAAAAUCAAGUCGAGUUUUUAUCUAUGAAGCUUACAGCAGCAAGUUCGUAUUAUGACUUUAACUCGGAGACUGAUGCUGUGGAAUCCAUUCAGAGGGCAAAGGCACGUGAGGCAGUGGAGAUGGGGCAAGGGAGGGAUGGGAAUUCUGUCUUCCAUUCAUCAUCAUGGACCCUUUGACUUUUGUUUUUUGCUCUCCUUUUUUUGUCUUUCUAAUUUUCUCCUUCUUUUGGAUUAUAAAAAAUAUAUACUUUC